GUCAGUGGAGUGUCAAGAUGGCGGCCACCUUGACAAGAGGUCUCUCAGGUUUGAAAUGUUUACUGAGAUCUCUGUCGGUGCUGGGGAGAGAGUGUGUCACUCCUGCUGUCAGAGCCUCACUGCAGACACCACGCUUCUCUACUUUAGUACAAAGACAUGUUUUAAGAGCUCUGCCUCCUGUUCAUAGCACUGGUCCCUUCCAACAGACUGCCCUACUCAAUCGUGUAACCCCACUCAUCCCUUCCUUGAAGCUCCAGCCAAGCAGAAAUUUGACAUACUACAGUCUGAGGAAAGGCAAGAGGAAGUCUGUGAAGUCAGUUGUGCAAAGGUUUCUCAGGCUGCACUGUGGCCUGUGGGUGAGGAGGAAGGCUGGAUAUAAGAAAAAGCUGUGGAAGAAGUCAGCAGUCCGGAAGAAGCGACUGCGAGAACAUGUAUUCUGUAAUAAAACUCAGUGUAAACUCUUGGACAAAAUGACCACAUCCUUCUGGAAAAGAAGGAACUGGUAUCUCAAUGAUCCCUACCAGAAGUACCAUGAUCGAGUUAACCUCAAAGUGUAAAUCUCUUCAGUCUUUGUUCAAAACAUAUUAGAUAUGUAUCGCCAUUUCUGUUGGGUUCUGGACAAAUGUGUAUUAAUUGACUAUUAAACAAUGUUAUACACCUGUGAGUCAAUAAAAAAAAUCUAUAUUAA
This is a messenger RNA of Xyrauchen texanus (razorback sucker), 688 nucleotides long. It is a transcript of the gene mrpl35, whose product is annotated as mitochondrial ribosomal protein L35. NCBI's taxonomy places the organism in Eukaryota, Metazoa, Chordata, Actinopteri, Cypriniformes, Catostomidae. Gene Ontology annotation, cellular component: ribosome; mitochondrion. Gene Ontology annotation, biological process: translation. The transcript has 4 exons. Gene Ontology annotation, molecular function: structural constituent of ribosome. The record is from RefSeq and is a predicted model, not a curated record. Bases 18 to 557 code for a protein of 179 amino acids.